Molecule: messenger RNA, 3031 nt
Organism: Gigantopelta aegis
Lineage: Eukaryota; Metazoa; Mollusca; Gastropoda; Neomphalida; Peltospiridae
Product: histone acetyltransferase KAT2A-like
Exons: 17
Coding region: 15-2402 (795 amino acids)
Biological process (GO): positive regulation of transcription by RNA polymerase II; chromatin remodeling
Cellular component (GO): nucleus; histone acetyltransferase complex
Molecular function (GO): protein binding; histone H3 acetyltransferase activity
Source: RefSeq, a predicted model, not a curated record
ACGAAGAAGUUGGAAUGGAAGAAGAUAUUUCAUCGAAUAAACAACCAACUACUCAAUCUAAUACUGGAGAAAUGACAAGGCCAAAUAAUUUUCAAAGAAUAGCCCAAAAGAAGUUGCUAGUCAAAAGCUUUCCAAGAAACAAAAAAUUAGAGAAAUUAGCUGUGUAUUCAUCUUGCAAAUUUGAGGGCUGCAAGUGCAAUGGGUGGAAGAAUCCAAACCCCCCACCAGCACCUCCUCGUGUCGAUGUUUCUCAGCCUCUAGCAAGUCUCACAGAUCCAUGUCGUAGCUGUUCACAUGCUCUUGGUACACAUGUGUCCCAUCUGGAGAGCACGGAUGAGGAGGAGCUGAACCGGUUGCUGCGCAUCGUGGUGGAUGUUGAGAAUCUCUUUCUGUGUGUGCACCGUGAGGAGGAUGCUGAGACCAAGCAAGUCUACUUCUACCUGUUCAGGCUUUUACGGAAGUGUAUUCUCAACAUGAGCAUCCCUAACAUUGAGGGUCCUCUGGGAAACCCGCCUUUUGAAAAGCCAAGCAUAGCCAAGGGUGUGACUAACUUUGUCAUGUACAAAUUUGGUCACCUGCAUCAGAAGGAGUGGCAGACAAUGUAUGAUUUGGCCAAAAUGUUUCUUCACUGUCUGAAUCACUGGAAACUGGAAACACCGGCCAGUCGAGCACAGCACACCGGCACGGAUGACAUGAAUGCUUACAAGGUGAAUUACACGCGGUGGUUGUGUUACUGUCACGUACCCGCUUUCUGUGAUAGUCUGCCAAGAUACGAGACCACAUUGAUAUUCGGACGGACACUGCUGCGCUCUGUGUUUCAAACUAUGAGGAAACAACUCCUCGACAAGUUCCGAGCCGAGAAGGAGAAGAUGCCUCCGGACAAACGAACACUUGUUCUCACUCAUUUCCCAAGGUUUUUAUCGAUGUUAGAAGAGGAAGUUUAUGGUACCAGCUCUCCAAUAUGGGACCCAGAAUUUUCUCAGAAUCCAGCCAACAUUCCCAUGUCACCAACACAAGGAUCUGCUCCAGGCAUGAGUGGAUUGAACCGGUUCAUGACCUUGACCCCGUCUUCAGCUUCGUCUGGUGAUGGCUUCACGUCCAUCAAUAUCAGUCCAGGAUUCCCUACCAGGAGGCCGUCCAAGUCUUCAGAGCUUGCUGCUAGUACUGGUGAGAAAAGGAAGGUAGAAGAAGGAAUAUUCCUUGAAGACAUCAAAAGGAAGAAAGUUGAAGGAGAUGUUACUGCUGAUUUUGUCACUGAGAUUGUCUCCACAAUGACAGUGUUAGACCCGAGUGCUAUGGUUGGUCCAGAGGUAUCACUGUAUUCUCACCCUGGGGCGCGGGACGAGGCAGCUCGACAGGAGGAGUUGAAAGGUGUGAUAGAGUUCCACGUCAUCUCCAACUCCCUGCGAGAGAAGCCAUCCCGACAACUCUACAUGUGGCUCAUUGGUAUCCAGAAUGUCUUCUCACAUCAGCUACCCAGGAUGCCGAAGGAGUACAUCACCAGACUAGUCUUCGAUCCGAAGCACAAAUGUCUGUCAUUAGUUAAAGACAAGAAAGUGAUUGGUGGGAUUUGCUUUAGGAUGUUUCCAACUCAAGGGUUCACUGAAAUUGUAUUCUGUGCUGUGACGUCAAAUGAACAAGUCAAGGGUUAUGGGACUCACAUGAUGAACCACCUCAAAGAUUACCACAUAAGACAUAGCAUAUUUCACUUCCUCACAUUUGCUGAUGAGUACGCCAUUGGAUACUUCAAGAAACAGGGUUUUUCAAAGGAAAUCAAACUACCCAAGUCAGCCUACCUCGGUUAUAUCAAAGACUAUGAAGGUGCAACAUUAAUGGGCUGCGAGCUGAACCCACGGAUAAAAUACACAGAGUUCUCUCAAAUCAUUGGCAAACAGAAACAGAUUAUCAAGGAGUUAAUAAAGAGGAAACAGGAACAGCUGCAAAAAGUCUACCCAGGCUUAUCUUGUUUCAAAGAUGGUGUGCGACAAAUACCAGUUGAAAGUAUUCCUGGAGUCACAGAAGCAGGGUGGAAACCAAGCCCAGAGAAAGAAAAAAGCAAGGAGGCGUUUCAAGAUCCUGACCAAUUAUAUAACACCUUGAAGACCAUUCUUCAGCAAGUUAAGAAUCAUCAAAGUGCUUGGCCAUUCCAAAGACCCGUCGACAAAUCUGAGGCACCAGACUACUAUGAUCACAUCAAAUUUCCAAUGGAUCUCAAGACAAUGGGAGAGAGACUGAAGAACAGGUAUUACUGCCAUAAACGAUUGUUUAUCGCAGACAUGAACCGAAUUUUCACAAACUGUCGGUCAUACAAUGACCCGGACACUGAAUACUACAAGUGUGCUAAUUCUUUCGAAAAGGUCUUCAAUACAAAACUCAAAGAAAUGGGACUAGUUGACAAAUGAAAGGUUGAAGUGUUAUAUGGACAGUUGGCUCUUUAGCCGAUAAAGAUUACCGAUAGCCAUGACAGGCUAACUGGCAAUACUAUGUCAAAGAAGUGUUGAGAACUUAAAGCAUAUUGCUUUUCCGGCAUGAGACCAGAUGAGCCAUUCAGCUAAUGGGCCAGAGAUUGUUUUAGUUGUAGAAUAUAGCUUUGCCAUCAUGAGACGAAGAUGAGAAAUUCAGUGUGGACAGCUAAUGGGCCAGAGAAGGUUUGGAGGAUAGAAUUAGGUUUUCCAGCAUGAGAAAAGAUAAGCCAUUCAGUUAGGACAGCUAAUGGGCCAGAGAAAUUUUGGAUGAUCAAAUUAGGUUUUCCAGCAUGAGAAAAGAUGAGCCAUUCAGUUUGGACAGCUAAUGGGCCAGAGAAUUUCUGGAUGAUAGAAUUAGGUUUUUCAGCAUGAGAAAAGAUGAGUCAUUCAGUUUGGACAGCUAAAGGGCCAGAGAAGUUUUGGAUGAUAGAAUUAGGUUUUUCAGCAUUAAAAAAGAUGAGCCAUUCAGUUUGGACAGCUAAUGGGCCAGAGAAGUUUUGGAUGAUAGAAUUAGGUUUUUCAGCAUUAAAAAAGAUGAGCCAUUCAGUUUGGACAGCUAAUGGGCC